AUGGCCCCACAUUUAGAACACGGUAAAACCAUAGACUACGGGAUGAAGCUCGCAUCGCUGAUGUCGGCCCCCAUUGUCAAUGAUGUACCAACACUGGACAAACUCACUGCUCUCGAGCUCAAUCACUUAAUCUUGCAUGAAUCGCCGUCACAGCAAAAUGACAAUACUACAGACUUGCCGGAGCUCAGCUAUAUGCUGUCGCAAAUUUUUAAAUCGUUCACCUUUGAACUCCCAGACGUGACAGAGCUACAGGUCCCAUUACAAAAAAUUCGCUAUCAGGAUGACAGACUUCACAGAAAGUUUGCCACAACAGGCGAAAAUAACCUGAUUUACCUAUAUGACAAAGAUCAGUGCCAAUGGAACUGGCCACUCCCAAAAUCACACCAUGAUCAGGUCAAGCAAUGGUUGCUCACCAGUGAUGGCAGUCUUGGAGAUGGGAAGGAGCAGGACACCAUGCCAGCAAGCAUGGAGUCUGGAAGUGGACUUGGAGGUAGCCUGCCAGUGAGUGACAGCUUGCCCUUGGAAGAAGAAGAAGAAGAAGAGUCUGCACCAUCGCCCCCAUUCGAGGGAGUCUUCAUGAUGUUCUUCAAUGUUAUACGUUUUGCGCUCGCCCAGAAGGUGCCAAAGAUUAUCCAGGAAACCAAUCCUGUGCCACGCCUAUGGAGUGCGGGCAAUGCUACACGCCCUGUGAAAGAUGAAGAAGUCGCGCAAAAGCCUGACCUUGUGUUGUUGGACGAUGUAGAAGCUUGA
Molecule: messenger RNA, 750 nt
Organism: Suillus discolor
Lineage: Eukaryota; Fungi; Basidiomycota; Agaricomycetes; Boletales; Suillaceae
Exons: 1
Coding region: 1-750 (249 amino acids)
Source: RefSeq, a predicted model, not a curated record